AUGGAUCCCCCAACGCCACACAGAGGCAAUGCCCAGUCACCCAAAAGCAGGAACGACGAUGUUACGUCUGGUUGCUGGCGACAGUUUUCCAAGCCUGCCAACUAUGCCGAGGACUACAACGGAGGAAUGGGUCGCACACUCGAGCCACUGAGACGAUCCAGGAUUCCUCGGAAACAUAACUCGGCCUCUCUUAUCACCCCUACUUCACCUCUACCUCUUGUUCCCUCCAAUAACCCCUUGACACUCAAUUCGCCAGAACGCAUCGCCAUAUCAUCCGACUAUAUCCCUCUUUCGCCACAAACCCCUCCAUUCUUUGCACCAUCUACCCAACAAAACUUCACAGAGUCAUCUUUGGUCGAAUCACCAGCAACAGAGAAAUCAAGCCUCACCUACAUAUCACUGGCCAAGUCCACCAUAUCCAACGGUCAGGACAGCAGCCCAUCAGUCGACAUCGGAGGAAGCAAUAGCACAUUGAAUGGAAGUGCUGUUAGUAUCGAGAACAACGUUUCAACCAGUAGCAGCUCCAGUCAGUCAUCGACACCAGGCCAACCCAGCGACAAUAACGAGACAAGCAAUAGCGGCGAUGGAUCAGGAACAACAUUAGAGGCAGGGUCUGGAUCUGCAGGUACCCCUAAAAAACCGAGACCAUCAGUGCCGAGGAUUAUCAUUCCCGAUGGAACAUCAAUCAACCUAUCAACACCGCCAACCACACCUCGUCAGUCUUACAGAACCCCAUUGCCCGUCGUUAUGGUUCACUGGCCCUACACUCUCCAACAGAUCAAGGAGAAACUGCGCUCACAGGGUCGAUUACCUUACCGCAGGAACCAAGUAGCACCGCUUCGACAAGCAGUUGACCCAGGAAACAAUACGGCAGAUCAACGACAGAAGAGCACCCAGCAAACGCCAAGAGCAACAGGACAAGCCGAUGUACAGAUUGAACUGGCAGAGUUAAGUCCAGCUGAGGGUCGGGAGUCAUUUCCAGAAGUCAACAGUGCUCUCGACGAUCCAUCUUCUCCAGAGCAGCUCCCUCGUCUCCCACACAUGUCAGAGUUUGGUGUGAUGGGGUUCCAAACGGGCGGCAGGAACGAUUCAAUGUCGUCGAGCGAUAAGUUCAUUUGGUGGGACUAUGAAGAGUCAUCCGAGGGUUUCUUUUCGAGGGAACGGUGGCGAAGAGCUCUUUGUUCACGGCCUGGUCUUGUCAACCUGUGCAAGCACAUCGUUGCCACCUCACUUGGUCUGAUCACAAUCCUCGCACUUGCACUGACAGCAUUGGGCAGGAUCAAGAAUCACCAACAAGUAUCCGACACCAUUCCUGAGAGUCUUGCUGACAACAUCAUGGAGUCGCAGAUCGUGGUAAUCAAGGAUUUUAAUCGCCUUCAGCAGGCAAACCUAGCGCAAGGAAACUAUGCGCAGCUGGAACAGCAACCCCAGGUGAAGACGACUUCCAAGAUUCCCAUCUGGACUCAGCCUAUUCGACAAGGAUGUUUCCACGAAAAGUGCGACAUCAAGGACCUCAGCAAAGAGUACUUUGCAUUUAUGAACCCCGAGUCGUUUGGGAUCGCAUUGCCGCAUAAUUGGCCGUCACUCUGCAACAGCUGCAUUGAAAUCUCAAGGAACCAGUUUGUGUACAAAACUAAGGUCCGGAUCCUCGGUGAUCUCUCAACAUGCUCCGUCGAUGCUACUCAACCCAAUGGAUCUGUCGUUCCAAGCCCUGUCUCUUCUACCCCUGCCUCGACCUCUCAGUCCAUAUCAGCGACCCUGCCAUCUAACCCUGUCCACAAGACGCAUCGCCACAAGCCCAAACGCCUAGGUACUAUUCCGGACCUAUACCCUCAUUCUCGAGAGAACAAGGCUCAAAAGAGACAAGAAGCGGGUGCCCAUCCCUUGGUUCAAGAUCCUGCGGUUGCAACCCUUCCUUAUCUUAUUGUCGAUCCCUCUACAUUCAAUAACUUGACCAUGUACGAUACUCAGGCGGCACUGCACGAUAUGGUUCUGCUUCCAGUCCAGUUCCGCUUCGUGGUGUGCGAAAGCUGA
This is a messenger RNA of Linnemannia hyalina, 2034 nucleotides long. NCBI's taxonomy places the organism in Eukaryota, Fungi, Mortierellomycota, Mortierellomycetes, Mortierellales, Mortierellaceae. The record is from the annotation of a GenBank genome assembly.